GCUAGGAGUAGGGUUGGGAAUGUGUUUAAUCAUUAAUGGUAAAGUUUGGAUUAUCUUGGGAUAUUGACAUUUUACAUAGUGUGUGAUUGUGAUUCAAAGAUAAUUUUUAAUGUUGUCUGUUAUUGUACAGGUGUUAAGAUAUGGCUCGGAAGCUACGUUUACAUAGUCCGGCUGGAGCAGAACCGGUAAUAUAUGACUGGCCUCUGUCAAUAUCGGAUAGAUAUGAUGAAGCAGCUGAAAUCAUAGAUACUAUUAGGUGGGUAUGUGAGGAUUUCCCAGAAUUAAAGCUGGUAAUGGAGAACCGUGUGCUGGUGGAUUAUGACACUAAAAGUUUUGAGAGUAUGAAAAAGAUGUGUGACAAGUACAAUUCAGCCAUUGACAGUGUUCUAGAAUUG
Limulus polyphemus (Atlantic horseshoe crab) is the source of this 395-nucleotide messenger RNA. Its product is annotated as histone-lysine N-methyltransferase, H3 lysine-79 specific-like. Gene Ontology annotation, biological process: regulation of transcription regulatory region DNA binding; DNA damage checkpoint signaling; DNA repair. Gene Ontology annotation, cellular component: nucleus. The annotation marks the transcript as partial. Gene Ontology annotation, molecular function: histone H3K79 methyltransferase activity. The record is from RefSeq and is a predicted model, not a curated record. NCBI's taxonomy places the organism in Eukaryota, Metazoa, Arthropoda, Merostomata, Xiphosura, Limulidae. The transcript is spliced from 4 exons.